This is a messenger RNA of Anopheles darlingi, 243 nucleotides long. RefSeq lists its product as uncharacterized. Lineage: Eukaryota; Metazoa; Arthropoda; Insecta; Diptera; Culicidae. The record is from RefSeq and is a predicted model, not a curated record. The transcript is spliced from 2 exons. Bases 1 to 243 code for a protein of 80 amino acids.
AUGGCUACCAUCAAUAAGGUGCGCACAUCAAAGCUGUCGUAUUUCUUCGGUGAAAAGGCAGCGACGGACGUACUCUGCUUCACCAAGAUAAUUCCUAGAGGAUCUUACCUGCCACAAGAUAUUACCUACUACAUACAAGAUAUUACCGGUGGAGCUAUCAAAUCGAAUAUGGUCAAUCUGAGGAUCGAUGGAAGGACCCCUCUGCGAUAUAAUAUUUUGGUGAAAUAUUAUUGCUCCCUUUAA